Aspergillus calidoustus is the source of this 744-nucleotide messenger RNA. The record is from the annotation of a GenBank genome assembly. NCBI's taxonomy places the organism in Eukaryota, Fungi, Ascomycota, Eurotiomycetes, Eurotiales, Aspergillaceae.
AUGGACACAUCCUCCGGUUACUGGUUUUUCUACGGCACUGCGACUGAUCACCAUUAUGAACCGUUUUCGCGCUUCGACUCGGCACAACCGACUACCUGGUCGUGGCCUUGCGCUGGUAGCGAGGGGCGAGCAGAGAUCUCGGCUGCUCAGUUAGGGACACCCAGGGACAACAUUCCUCUUCACACCAAUCAUAGCUGGGAGCACCUCGACAGACAAUCCAUGGUUUCCCACACAACGACCCAAUCUCCACUCCAGAUCGAUACAAAGCCCAAGCCAGACCCGCUGGACUGGGGCUCAGACACCUCGUUCCAAGCAAACAACAGAUACAAUAUCCCCGCGCACCAGCCCAGCGAAAAGGACACGGUGGACAGGCUCCUCGAGAAUACAAAGUGGCUCAUCUUGCACUACGAGGACGUAUCCGGGAGGCUACUAACAAGACCCAGGCAGAUCAUACGGGGCAGGCCCCGGGGGUCUGUGAACAAGCUGCCGCGGAGGAGGGCUGCUAGGACGGACUACCUGAAGAAGGCUGCGCAUAUCCGGUCUGAGCAGCAGCGGCGGGAUGUGGUGAAUAAGGGGUUUGAGGAGCUGAAGGGUCUUGUUCCAGGGCUGAGGGGCCAGAGCUUCUCAAAGAGCGACACGCUUCAUGUAGUGUGCGAUUGGAUUGAGGAGUUUUCGCAGGUGAAUGAGGGUUUGAGGGCGGAGUUGGAGGAGCUGGACAGGAAUAUGCGCCAGCCGGGAAUUUGA